Molecule: messenger RNA, 3099 nt
Organism: Thalassophryne amazonica
Lineage: Eukaryota; Metazoa; Chordata; Actinopteri; Batrachoidiformes; Batrachoididae
Gene: batf2
Product: basic leucine zipper ATF-like transcription factor 2
Exons: 3
Coding region: 98-1477 (459 amino acids)
Biological process (GO): regulation of transcription by RNA polymerase II
Cellular component (GO): nucleus
Molecular function (GO): DNA-binding transcription factor activity, RNA polymerase II-specific; RNA polymerase II cis-regulatory region sequence-specific DNA binding
Source: RefSeq, a predicted model, not a curated record
UUUUCCCUUCACCGUUGAGUUCAGUGACUACAGUGUGGAAAACUACUACUUUUUUUUUUUUUAGAGUGCGCGAAGGCAACACCGCUCAAAGUGUCAGAUGAAAAGAAAAGAGAAAGUAGUUGCGUUUCCGCCGGGUUGCAUCAGCAGCAGUGAGCCAAAAGCGAGCGCGCCUCAGUACACGUCACACAUCGUUGGCGCGGAUGGGUCACGGUGCCGUGGGGUGAUGAGGACAUGUCCAUCAGCCAGGAACACCCGCUCCGAGUCCACCAGCACCGGGUCCUCUGGAUCGGAGGACAUGGUGAAGAAUGUGGGACAAAGAGGGAGCAAAAGAAGACAGAAGAACAGAGAUGCAGCGAGGAAGAGCAGAAAAAAGCAAACACAAAAGGCGGAUGAGCUCCAUGAGGAGCUACAGCAUCUUGAGCUGGCUAAUACAGCCCUGGAGAAGGAGAUCGCCGCGCUGAGGAGGGAGCUCCACUUCUACACGGUGACGUUGAAGCACCACGAGCCUCGCUGCACUCUGACGUCUGUUUCGUCCUUACCGACUGCCAACUCUGCCUCAACGGAUCAUCAAAACACUUCUAGUUCAGCUUCACCCCUGUUGUGUUCUACCUCCAUCGCCCUGACUGAUGGAGGCAGAACACCAGAUGGUGUCAAAAGUCCUCUCACCUUGACUUCAAGUGUUGCUCCAACAACUACAAACUCUGAACACUUCUCCGUCUCUUCUGUCCCAGUGUCUCAUUCCUUGUUGAGCAAACAACUUCCCCUUUCUCCUCCUAGCAUUAGCCCAAGUCUAGGACACGCUUCUGUUACAUCCAUCUCUGUCCAGUUGAUUUCAAACCCUGUACCCUCAACCGUCUUCACAACUCUUACGCCCAAGUCAGAUGAAACAUCGACCAAUAAAAAUUCUUCAUUGACAGCAAAUACAACAGAUUCUCUCUCGUCCUCCCACAGUGAUGUUUUUGCAUUUAAUUCCAUCACAUUGGGUAACUUUCCAGAACCGUCCUCCAUUCCAGCUUCCAGUCAAGAUGUGUCAAACAUUCUGCCCUUUUAUUCCCCUUUAGUACCUUCAACUGCAGAAACCGUAGGUUUAGGUGCAGAUGAUUGCUGUAUGAACGCGUUGCAUCUUCAGUCAAAUCAGUUCAACAGUACUCCAGUAGAUUCAAGUCCGCCGUAUACUCUUUGGACAUUAAACCCUCAAGAUACUGGUCUUGGCACUCUUUCACUUACCUCCCAGAUGGGCCCGAAUCCAUCCUCUGGUCUUGCCUUUGCAUUAAAACCAAGUUAUAGCCAAGAAAUUACCCCGAAUCUUCCACCACUACUUUCACUCCUCACAACGCCAAGUCCGCUUACCGACCCGUUGACUACCUCCACCAGCUUUAAUGGACCUCCAUUAAUGUGUGGCCCAUCAACAGAUACCUCCUUUUCUGAGCUCCUAGAGGACAAUGAUUGGAUACUUUGUGGGGGUGGUAAGCCAUAGCACUACAUUUCAAGUUGCAAAAAAAAACCCCAAAAGCAGGGCCAUCUUCCAUGUUCCAAAGCAUUAAUUUAAGAGGUUGGUCCACAUCUUUUGAACAGUUCAGAUUCACGUGGCCUCAAAUCCUCCUGAAGAGUACGACACCAACCGUAUUCCAUAAGAAGCGCUGCGCAGCUCAUUAGGACUAAAAAUACAGCAGACUUUGUGAGUUAAAACAAGUAUGUUUAUAUCUGAUAACCAAUUGAUGUUAAUGUAUGCAUAAGUGAUUAGGUCCAAACAGCUCAACAUAUGUUUGGAGUUCUGAGUUCAGAUUUUUGAUUUUGUUUAAUUGUGGUGAAAAGCACAGACCAGUUGUUAAUUGUUGGAACAGCUGAUUUUUUUUUAUUUUUUUAAGCUACAGUGUGUAGGAUUUAUUGAAAUAUUGUAAAUAGCACUCAUAACCCUUUGUUUGACCAGCAACAAUGAAUCGAUGUUUUCACGAGGUUACAAUGAGCUCUUCAUAUCGAGGUGAGAGUGCGCCCCCUAAUGGAGGCCACCAUGUUGCUAAAGUAACCCUAAGGGGAUGCACUUUUGCGUUUUUGCAGCGCGGCCACAACACUGAAGAAAAAAAAGGAGUGGAACUGGUGCUUGUGCGCACUGUGCACUAUCUACUCUACUGGCUGCCAGUAGAGUGUGAAUGCAAUUUAUUUUUGGUAAUCGCCACAUUUCUGCUACUUUACAGCAGACGGUAAGCUGACAUGGUGUAUUCGACAACUGAUGGACUGUAUUAAAGUUAAUGCUAACUGCAUUAUCAUUAUUGUUUGCGCUAUUAUGUACUCUGGUCCUGGCAGCGGUUAGCGUCUUCUUUCAUGCAGCCCAUUGGUAGUCAAAUGUACCAAUGUCUGGAAUACAUAGUGACACAUGAUGCGACACUGGUAGAAAUCUGACAGUUCACGGAAACCUUUUGACCCUGCGUUAGUCUUCUGUAAUUUUUCCUCAGAAUCCAAGUGUAGCCAGAAGAUAUGACCCCUUUAAGGUUUUUAAAAUACGAGUAAUAAAAGGUCCUCACACACAGUUAGAUCUCAGCAGCCCAAUGAAACCAUAAUCUACACCUUUCUUGGUGGUUUAUACACCUGUAAUCACUGUUAUUGCAAACUGCGCAUGCGGGACGAUGGACUGAAACCAGUGCUGAAAAUAGUUUUAUGUUGAAUUAUUAUUUUGUUACAUGAGUGUGUGUUGCGGGUGGGGGGUGGUUAUAUCCCGACUUCACUGACCUGUGCACCUAGUGCUGCAGAUAACAGUCCUUAUUUGAACAAUUACACAGGGGUCAAAAUUAAAAGAUGCUCCAAUCAUAAUGAAAACUACACCACAUUAUUUGUCUGAUCACAAAGAUUCCAAAAAGGUAUAGUUUGGACUAUCUGUGACUGAAUGUUCUGGAGUUAUGGGUUAAAAACAGCAAAAAUGGUGACAAAGGUCAAUUUCAGUUUGUACAGGGGUCAAAAGUUUAAGUUGCUCUAAUUGUGGUAAAAAGUGUUCCAAAUUAUUGGUUGAGUUAAUAGGGUUUUAAAAAGGAAUAGUUUUCACCAUGGGUCAUGCUUGGUUAUCAUGUUAUGGGGUAACAUAUGUCACAUGCUAUAGAAUCCAAU